Messenger RNA from Rhagoletis pomonella (apple maggot), 1182 nucleotides. RefSeq names its product vesicular integral-membrane protein VIP36. Lineage: Eukaryota; Metazoa; Arthropoda; Insecta; Diptera; Tephritidae. Gene Ontology annotation, biological process: endoplasmic reticulum to Golgi vesicle-mediated transport; Golgi organization; endoplasmic reticulum organization. The coding region runs from base 95 to 1078 and encodes 327 amino acids. The record is from RefSeq and is a predicted model, not a curated record. Gene Ontology annotation, molecular function: D-mannose binding. Gene Ontology annotation, cellular component: endoplasmic reticulum membrane; endoplasmic reticulum-Golgi intermediate compartment; COPII-coated ER to Golgi transport vesicle. The transcript is spliced from 5 exons.
GCAUCGAUAAUCUGCCAGUACUACAAAUAUUAGUUUGACAGCUACAGAAUUAAUGCGAAUUUAUUGACGACUCCAUUUGUUAAUUGCGAAAAAGAUGGAUUUGUGUGCGGAAAAGUUGGUUUGUUUUCUUACGGUAAUUUUAUUAGCACUGCUCAAACACGGCGUAUGUUCUACGAGUAGCAAUGAGUAUAUGAAGCGUGAACAUUCAUUGAUACGGCCAUUCCAAGGCGUUGGGAUAAAUUUACCAUACUGGGAUUUCUUGGGUCACACAAUGGUCACCAGCAACUACAUAAGACUAACGCCGGAUUUGCAAUCAAAGAGCGGUGCACUGUGGAACUAUUCGCCCGUUAUGACACGUAAUUGGGAGGUACAUGUAACAUUCAAAGUACACGGUAAAGGCAACGAGUUAUACGGAGACGGAUUUGCUAUUUGGUAUACGAAAGAGCGUAUGCAGACAGGACCUGUGUUUGGCAGCAAGGAUUAUUUCUCUGGCUUGGCGGUAAUAUUGGACACAUACAGCAAUCACAAUGGUCCACAUAAUCAUCAACAUCCCUACCUCAGUGCUAUGAUAAAUAAUGGCACAUGGACAUAUGAUCAUGAUCGAGAUGGCACUCAUACUCAACUUGAAGGUUGCGAGGUGCGUUUCCGAAAUGUGGACUACGACACGCAUGUGAGUAUACGUUAUGAAAAUGAUGUCCUCUCAAUUUCCACGGAUAUGGAAAACCGAGGCGAGUGGAAAAAUUGUUUUGUCGUGAAUGAUGUUGAGUUGCCUACUGGCUAUUUCUUGGGACUAUCUGCGACAACUGGUGAUCUUUCCGACAGCCACGACAUACUCGGCAUCAAGUUUUACGAUCUCGAUAUAAAUGUUACGCCCGAAGAGAUAUCAGCACGCUCUACUAUUGUACCACGCGCGAAAACCUAUGAACCACCUCGUGAGCACAAAGACGACCCUAAACCGGGAAUGUCGAAUAUAAAAAUAUUCUUUAUACUUUUAUUUGGCAUGUUAGUUGCAAUCGCUGGUGCUAUCUUUGCGAUCUCAUACUUCAAAGAGAAGAACUCAAGAAAGCGAUUCUAUUAAACUGAUACAUCUAUCUUCCACCACUCCACAUAAAACACAUCACAGACUUCUUAGAAAAAUAAUGUAAUAAAAAGAUUAAUACGAUGAACUGCAUAAGAGAGCAA